Phragmites australis (common reed) is the source of this 2668-nucleotide messenger RNA. RefSeq names its product oxysterol-binding protein-related protein 2A-like. The record is from RefSeq and is a predicted model, not a curated record. The transcript is spliced from 10 exons. Gene Ontology annotation, cellular component: membrane; cytosol; intracellular membrane-bounded organelle. The coding region runs from base 72 to 2219 and encodes 715 amino acids. Gene Ontology annotation, molecular function: sterol binding. NCBI's taxonomy places the organism in Eukaryota, Viridiplantae, Streptophyta, Magnoliopsida, Poales, Poaceae.
GGCGAGCGUCUCCUGUUCGCGUCUCUCCCCCCUCUCCUGCCGUCGCCGUCGCCGCCGUCGAGGUGAAGCGGAUGACGCAGAGCACGAGCAGCCGCGGCGGGAGCGGACACGGUCACGGUCACCACCACCACAGCGCGCUGUGCUGUCUCUCCGGCGCGCGACCGCUGCCGGGGGACGCGCCGCCGGCGCCGGGGGCGGCGGUGGCGGUGGAGGGGGUGCUGCACAAGUGGACCAACUACGGCCGAGGGUGGCGCGAGCGGUGGUUCUCGCUCCGCGACGGCGUGCUGUCCUACUCCAAGAUUCGGGCCGACGCGCCCGGGCCGGAGCCGGCGGACGAGGACGGGGAGGUCAGGUUGAUCGGCGAGAGGAUCGGCGGCGCGCGCCGCACGGAGAAGCCCGCCGGUGUCGUCUACCUCAAGGUGUCAGCAUUUCGGGAGAGCAAAUCUGAUGAUAGGAGAUUCUACAUAUUUUCCCCCACAAAAACGCUUCAUUUGAAGACGGAUUCAAAAUAUGACCGUGUUUCCUGGAUUGAGGCCUUGAUCUUGGCAAGGAGUGUUUAUUCCCUCAGGUCACUCAGUGGGAGAGUAACUUUCAUGCAGAGUGAUGUUUCGAUUUCAACUGCAAGGCUUCGAGAUCGCAUGCAUCAGGAGGGUCUGAACGAGAAUCUUAUACAGGAAUAUGAACAGAUUAUACUUUCUGAGUUCUCAAGCUACCGGAAGCAACUGAAGCGACGCUAUGAGGAUUACUUAAGCUUGUUUGGGUCCUGCAGACACCAUUUUGAGGAAGGUAUAGAUGGAAGUAUAACACAGGGGGCGUUGACAAGAAACGAAUUUUCUAGUUCUCGGCAUGGAAAUUUUAGUGAAUACAGCUUAACGGAAUCUGAUGAGUUUGAGAAGCAUGAUGGUGUUGAAUUGACUUGUGAAGAUGAACCUACAUUCUUCGAUUGUGUAGACUACUUCAUUGAAUCAAACAACAGAUCUUCAACCAUGUUAAGUGGUCAGGAAGUUGUGGAUACCCAAAUGCAACAUUCUGAUAGCAUGUUACCGCAAAUCAGACGACGUAGUAAACUACCAGAACCUACUGAGAAAGAAAAAGGAAUCAGCCUCUGGUCCAUUAUUAAAGACAGUGUCGGGAAGGAUUUGACACGAGUGUGCCUUCCAGUUUACUUCAAUGAACCCCUCUCAUCCCUCCAAAAGUGCUUUGAAGAUUUAGAAUAUUCAUACCUUUUGGAUCAGGCCUAUCAAUAUGGAAAAAUGGGGAACAGCCUCAUUAGAAUUCUCAAAGUAGCCGCUUUUGCGGUCUCAGGCUAUGCUUCAUCUGUUGCUAGACCUUGCAAACCAUUCAAUCCAUUGUUAGGAGAGACUUACGAAGCUGACUACCCUGAGAGAGGGGUUCGCUUUUUUGCAGAAAAGGUUAGUCAUCAUCCAAUGCUGAUAGCCUGCCACUGUGAAGGCAAGGGUUGGAAAUUCUGGGGCGACAGCAAUCUCAGAUCCAAGUUUUGGGGGCAGUCAAUUCAAGUUGAUCCAGUUGGCAUUUUGACAGUGGAAUUUGACGAUGGUGAAAUCUUCCAAUGGAGCAAGGUAACAACAACUAUUCAUAACCUCAUCCUUGGGAAGCUGUACUGCAGCCAUCAUGGUAUCAUGCAUAUAAAAGGGAAUCAUCAGUAUUCAUGUAAACUCAAGUUCAAAGAGCCAUCGCUUCUUGACCGCAAUACUCGCAUAGUACAAGGCUUCGUAGAGGACAAUGAUGGGAACAAAGCUUCGUUUUUAAUAGGGAAGUGGGACGAAAGCAUGUAUUAUAGUAAUUUAGAUACUUUCAAGGUCAAGAGCGCUGAUCAAUUGCAAGGUGCCUCAGUAUUGUGGGAAAAGAACAAACCUGCUGCUAACCCAACUCGAUACAAUCUGUCUUCUUUCACGAUCACAUUGAAUGAGUUGACCCCAGGGCUGCAGGAUAAACUUCCUCCUACUGAUUCACGGCUGAGACCAGAUCAGCGUCAUCUUGAGAAUGGUGAAUAUGAGAAGGCCAAUGCAGAGAAGUUGAGGUUGGAACGACGGCAAAGAAUGUCGACGAAACUUCAAGACAAUGGCUGGAAACCCCGGUGGUUCGAGCAGGACACUGAAGACGGGACAUACCGCUACAAAGGCGGAUACUGGGAAACAAGAGAGAAGGGACGCUGGGACGGAUGCCUCGACAUAUUUGGGGAAUUUGCUGAGACAUGAACACCCUUUUCUUGAAGCAUCAAACCCCAUCCGGUAACGCUUUAAAUCCUUUCCCAGACCACGUCUCCGGAUUGCUCUUAUCAGAAGCAUUUUCUGGUUCAAGAAGAAAAGGAUAGCAACGCGCGAGGAGAAAAUCAUUAGAGAAGAAGGCAUUGCCAUCCUCAAUGGUAGUAGAUAUGGAUGGCCAAGGAGGCCGGCCUGUUAGUCCCAAGUAAUAGUAUGGCUGUUCUUUUGUUCUUUCGUUGGGUUGAACAUCUGUUGUCGAUUGCAGCUGGGCGGGCACCAUCUGUAGAAAAUAGAGAUGAUAAUAAAUCUACAAGAGAUGAAGCGACUCGUCAUAGAACGAAGAGAAACUGACAUAAUUCAGCAAAGAAAUUCAUCUCCUUUCGCUUUGGUGAACUUUUUGUUACCAGCUUUUCGUAAUAAACACAGUCCGUCAUCUUGAUGUC